Molecule: messenger RNA, 1313 nt
Organism: Gamsiella multidivaricata
Lineage: Eukaryota; Fungi; Mortierellomycota; Mortierellomycetes; Mortierellales; Mortierellaceae
Product: Rho GTPase activation protein
Exons: 6
Coding region: 85-1203 (372 amino acids)
Biological process (GO): small GTPase-mediated signal transduction
Cellular component (GO): cytoplasm
Molecular function (GO): GTPase activator activity
Source: RefSeq, a predicted model, not a curated record
CCCCCCCCCCCGCUGCCGCUCUCAUCUGCAUCCUUCCCUCACUCAAAACUUUCCUCAUCUCUCUCCCUCUGAAACUUCUUUGCCAUGGCGUCCAGCGAAAACAUCAUUUACAGAGCAGGUGUGGACUUUGAGAGCCGGCCCAUGGUGGUGAUCUGUGCUUGCAACCUGCCGGAUCCCAAUGUCAUCGAUUAUGACACGAUUCUAAGCGUUGUUCUCGCUCAAUUGGAUCAGUUCGUUGAAAAUGACUACACUGUCGUGAUGUUUUCCGGAGGAGCAUUAUAUCGUCCUGGAUGGAAAUGGCUUUUCAAGGCAUACCGUAGUUUGAAUAGAAGAUACAAAAAGAAUUUGAAGGCGCUGUACGUUGUUCAUCCCUCAACUUGGCCAAGGCUCAUCCUGGGAACUAUGAACGCUGUUAUCAGCCCCAAGUUUAGCGCUAAGGUUCAUUUCAUCGACAACCUCUCUCAACUGGCACGAGUUGUGCCUCUCAACCAAAUCAAUAUUCCUGCAGCUGUCUACAAGCACAACCUGAAGUUCGAGGAUGCGAUAACACUUCCAGAAGAUCAGCAGGAUAACGCCCACAGAGUCUUUGGUGCAUCACUGGAGCGACUCAUGGGACCCAACGGCGAAAAAGGACUUCCGAAAGUGAUCCAGGACUGCAUUGGCAACCUCAUUGCGAAUGGACUCUACGUCGAGGGACUUUUCCGGCGCAGCCCUAGCUCCGCCAUGCUGAAGCAGGUCCGGGCCGCGUAUGACCGCGGCAACCCCGUUGAUCUCUCCGAAUACGAUGUCCACAUUUCGGCUGUGCUGCUGAAGCUCUUCCUGAGAGAACUGCCUGAGCCCAUUUUCCCAGUAUCGGUCUAUGCAAAGUUGCAGCAACAGAAGCGGGGAGAGCAGACGAAAACGGUUCUGGAAUUCAUCAGGACAGAGGUAAUCUUGGAGGUCACGCAUAUCAAUCUGGUGCUGAUGAUGGAGGUGUUUAGGCUACUCAAGAUGGUGGCAGACAGGCACGAGUCGAACAAGAUGACGGCGUACAACCUGGCGCUAGUCAUGACCCCCAACAUGGUGCGGCAUGACGACGUGAUGCAGGAGAUUGCGCUAUCGAGCGUUGCUGCACAUCUGCAGAGAGAGUCGAUCGUGGAAGGAGCCUUGACGCUCGGAACGGUGAUCAAGGUCAUGAUCGAGCAUUAUGAUGAAGUCUUUUGAACAAACGAGAUAGGCAUAUGCACAAAGGAAUCAAUAGAAAGCCAGCAACAUUGCAUUUUUGAUCCACAUGCGACUCUGUUCAUUGUCAAAAAAUAAAUCGUUUAUUGCCG